CGUGUCCAGACGGCCAGACCACUGGUCCUGACAGAAGACUCUUCUUGAUCUUCUUCUUCAGUUCUUGACUAAAUCAUAAUUACUUUUUACUGACUGAUAGUUGACGGUGAUAUGCCUUCAUGUGUCGUAUGUUACGAAGAAAACUUUCACAUCGUAGAUGGAUUAUACUAUUGUACAAAUUGUGGAACACAGUCAGAAGAUGUUCGAGAGGAGAUACAUGACAUGGACCAGGAAAUGAUAGAUGGCAGACUGGAAAUCAAAAAGAAGUCAGUCAAAGUUUCUGACAGAAUACAAAAGGAUUUGGGAAAGCCAUGGUUUUCGCUUGAAGGUUAUCAAGUGCUAUUAAAAGCACAAAUAAAUUUUUUGAUGAAUCUUGGCGUAGAUUCCAAUUUGAAGGAUAUAGUUGGACAAAUGUGGUUUUCUUUUGUGGAAAAGUCAACCAAUGCUUUUGGCACACAUAAUAAAGGAGACUCUUCUCACCACAUUAGAGCACGAGAUAACAUAAAGGAUUUUGUUCCAAUAAACUCAAUUCCACGUAAGCUACGCUUUGGAAAACAGUGUGAUGAGGAAGCAUUAGAGCUAAGUUCAGAGAUAGCUCGUGAAGAAUUGUAUGAAGCAAGAAUUUUUGAGGACAAAGAAAAUGAUGUUGAUAAUGAGAGUCACAUUGGAUCAGUUGAUCAAAGUCGCUAUUAUCCCUCUACUCAUGACUAUAGAGUGAUGACAGUACAGCAUACAAUGGUAUUUUGUUUCCUUGGAUUGCAAUGGUUACAGGAACCUAUAUGUUUGUCAGAUUUAAUAAGAUGGGCAAUUGAGAAUGAGUUUCCAUAUUUCAAUGCAACUGCCUAUUUCCCGGACUACAUGAAGUUGUCUCAUUGGGAUUCCAUCAUGUUUACAAGAUCAACAAUGCCAAACAAGUCACAUCUUGAAAAUCUUGCAGAAAAAUUAAGGGUGUAUAUCAAUUUACCAAAAAUACCUAAGCAUCCAUUCAACAUCUAUGUUGCACGCUAUGCAUUAGAUCUGCAACUUACACCAUUGAUUCAUCGCCAUGUGUGUAAAGUUGUACAAAUGAUUGAUAAGUAUUUGGAAACCAUAGAUGAAAUCAUUCAUUAUGAUAACAGUGCAAUGGCAUGCCUCAUUAUAUCCCUGAGAUUAAUCUAUGGCUUGGAUGAUGACACUGAAUGUGAACUGUCAAAAGAAGCAACUGAAAUUGAGAACGGUGAAUUGUACUUUCCUUUAUGGAAUGAUGUCAUUGGAAAGAUCUGCUUCAGUCAUCGUCAGUUAGUUGAACGAGGAUUUCCCAGGAACAAGGACGAUCUACGCAUGCUUAAAGACGCUCGUAACUAUGGCGAAUUUUGCCGUGAAAAAUUGUUUGGAUCAUGGAAAGCAGGUACAACAGUGCAUCCAUGCAAACGACAUCUUAAAGGAGGAAGGGGUUUAAACCUGCAAAAACAGGAGGAUUAUGGAAAACUGUUCGACAAACUCUUACAUGAAAAAGAAAAUACAGAGAAGAGUCCUACUAGCUUUCCACUUUUGUCCUGCAUCACCACAACUACACCCACACCCAAGAAAGGAUUGCGUCUUAUCGACAUGCAACGAUUUUACCAAAGACAAAAGGAAAAUAAAGGAACAGUGGGCCCUUUGAGGAAUAAAUAUUCGUUGUACAAAAUUUCUUUGAGAGAUACAUAUUGUUUAAACUAUUGGCAGGACUUGCAACUACCCAAAUCACUAAAACAACUUGUGGAAGUGUGUUCAAAACUGAUAUUUCUUGAGCCCGCGUUGCUCGCGUUUCAAAUGAGGAAAUUUGAAAAUGAGUUUUUUAAUAUUUGGGCAUAA
This is a messenger RNA of Xenia sp. Carnegie-2017, 1833 nucleotides long. Its product is annotated as TATA box-binding protein-associated factor RNA polymerase I subunit B-like. NCBI's taxonomy places the organism in Eukaryota, Metazoa, Cnidaria, Anthozoa, Malacalcyonacea, Xeniidae. The record is from RefSeq and is a predicted model, not a curated record. Gene Ontology annotation, cellular component: RNA polymerase I core factor complex; RNA polymerase transcription factor SL1 complex. Gene Ontology annotation, molecular function: RNA polymerase I core promoter sequence-specific DNA binding. The transcript is spliced from 8 exons. The coding region runs from base 112 to 1833 and encodes 573 amino acids. Gene Ontology annotation, biological process: RNA polymerase I preinitiation complex assembly; nucleolar large rRNA transcription by RNA polymerase I.